CUGUUGACGACGGAGGCGAGAGUCUGCCUGGUCGAUAAACUGAAGAAGUCGAGUCAGUUCUUUACAAGUCAGCUUGAGCAGAAGAAGAAGAACCUCGUCCUUCUAGAAGCUUUGAGCGGUGCGCCAGGAGGGGGUGGGGUGGGGGAAGGCCGGGCUAGUUUUUGUGCCCCCGAAUGCAUCCUAUCACCAUUCAAUCGACAAGCGGUUUGUUUCUAGCUGCAUCAGCGACGUUCUAGGGUUUAAGGUUCGCCGGUCCUGUGCAAACUCAUCAAGCUCACCAUCUUGUCGCUACGAUCAAUCCCCGGAUCAAUAUACCCUCCGGAUUUUUAUCGCCAUUUGACCGUUUGAACGCGGCGUGGGAUUCAAGAGCGUGCAAUUUUCUUUGCCUGUUGCACCGGCGGUUGUCUGUGACGGGGAUUAGGUCGUGUGGUUGAGAUUUGGAGGUCGGGGGUUUCUUUGGAGCGUCAUGGUGUGACGCGGAAGUUCUUGAAGUGUGUGGUGUUCGCAGUAGGGUUUACGGGAGUGCAGGUGGCUUUAUUCAUUUUUGUUUGGGAGCUACGGAAAAAGUUAGUUCGAGGAGCAGGUGCCCGAGGCGGGACUGAUUGGUUUCUGGAUUUCUUAUUGCGUGAGGGUGAGAAGAAGCGGCGACCGCCAUGGCAGAGAAGCUCUUGGAUUUCACUCAGCCUCUUGAUGUCGGUCUUCUUGAUGCUACUGUAGCAGCAUUUUAUGGCACGGGCUCCAAAGAGGAGAGGGCUGCUGCUGAGAGGGUGUUGAGGCAAUUGCAAGAGCACCCAGAUACAUGGACUCGAGUGGUUACGAUUCUCCAGAAUUCUACAAUUCCAAAUACCAAGUUCUAUGCACUUCAGGUGCUGGAGGGAGUAAUUAAGUAUCGAUGGAAUGCUUUACCCGUAGAGCAACGAGAUGGCAUCAAGAACUAUAUAUCAGACCUUAUUGUGCAGCUCUCAAGCAAUGAAUCGUCAUUUCGGGCAGAACGGUUGUAUGUGAACAAACUAAAUAUCAUUCUUGUUCAGGUCUUAAAGCAUGAGUGGCCUGCACGAUGGCCGAGAUUCAUACCAGAUCUCGUUUCAGCUGCCAAGAGCAGUGAAACAUUGUGUGAGAACUGCAUGGUUAUAUUGAAACUGCUCAGUGAGGAAGUUUUUGAUUUCUCACAAGGGGAGUUAACUCAAAGUAAGAUCAAAGAAUUGAAGAAUUCUUUAAAUAGUGAAUUCCAGCUCAUUCAUGAACUAUGCCAAUAUGUUUUAUCAAUGUCUCAACAUCCUGAGCUUAUUCGAGCGACAUUGGCCACUCUACACGCUUUUCUAUCCUGGAUCCCACUUGGUUACAUCUUCGAGUCAGCGCUGCUGGAGACAUUGCUGAAGUUAUUCCCUGUUAUUAGCUAUCGUAACUUAGCAUUGCAAUGUCUAUCUGAGGUGGUUGCCCUCAGUUGUGGAGGCUACUUUGAUGCUCAAUUCGUGAAACUUUACACUAUUUUCAUGGUACAAUUGCAGGUUAUAUUACCUCCAGGCACCAAUGUACCAGAGUCUUAUGCAAGUGGUUCAGAUGAGGAUCAGGCGUUCAUACAAAACUUGGCAAUAUUUUUCACAUCGUUCUUGAAGUCACACAUUGGGGUGUUGGAGACAACUCCAGAGAAUCGAACUGCUUUGUUGAUGGGCUUGGAGUAUUUGAUCGGUAUCUCAUACGUAGAUGAUACGGAGGUUUUUAAGGUUUGCUUGGACUACUGGAAUUCACUCGUUUGCGAUCUCUUCCAGUCAGAGUGCAAUAUGGAAACUCCCGCUCCACCUAGUCCCUUGGGUCUCCAGGUUGGAGGAAUGUUGAAUGGGAUGGCCACGCUGCUUUCCCAUCGCAGAGCGUUGUAUUCGGGGCCAUUAUCGAAAUUAAGGCUGCUGAUGAUCAGUCGCAUGGCUAAGCCAGAGGAAGUUUUGAUAGUAGAAGAUGAAAAUGGCAACAUUGUACGGGAGACUAUGAAAGACAACGAUGUUCUUGUUCAGUAUAAGAUUAUGAGGGAGACCUUGAUUUAUUUGUCUCAUUUGGAUCAUGAGGAUACGGAGCAGCAGAUGCUUCGGAAACUCAGCAAGCAAUUAAAUGGUGAGGAAUGGGCUUGGAACAAUUUAAAUACACUCUGCUGGGCUAUAGGCUCCAUUUCAGGCUCUAUGGUUGAAGACCAGGAAAAUCGUUUUCUCGUCACUGUGAUUCGUGAUCUGCUCAACCUGUGUGAAAUCACAAAAGGCAAAGACAACAAAGCAGUGAUUGCCAGUAACAUUAUGUAUGUAGUGGGGCAGUACCCUCGGUUCUUGAGAGCUCACUGGAAGUUUUUGAAGACAGUAGUGAAUAAGCUGUUUGAGUUCAUGCACGAAACUCAUCCUGGUGUUCAGGAUAUGGCCUGUGAUACAUUUUUGAAGAUAGUUCAAAAGUGUAGAAGAAAGUUCGUUAUUCUUCAGGUCGGAGAGACGGAACCUUUUGUAUGCGAGCUUCUGAAGGGUUUACCUACGACUAUUCUGGAUCUGGAAGCCCAUCAAAUUCAUACAUUUUAUGAAGCGGUUGGAUUCAUGAUUCAAGCUGAAUCAGACCCUCAAAGACGGGAUGAAUAUCUGCAGAAACUCAUGGAACUUCCCAACCAGAGAUGGGUAGAAAUCAUCGGUCAAGCUCGUCAAAGCGUUGAGUACUUAAAAUCAGUGGAAGUCGUUCGAGCCGUACUUAAUAUUCUGCAGUUGAACACUAGUGUAGCCAGCUCCCUCGGCCAAGCCUUUCUAGCUCAAAUCUCAUUGAUUUACUUGGAUAUGCUAAAUGUUUAUAGAAUGUACAGUGAACUCAUAUCAAGUAGCAUUGCUGAAGGAGGACCCUUUGCAUCCAGGACUUCAUUUGUCAAGCUGUUGAGGUCCGUCAAGCGUGAAACACUAAAGUUGAUUGAAACAUUUGUGGACAAAGCUGAAGAUGUGGAACUGAUCGCUAAGAAUUUUGUGCCAGCUAUGAUGGAUCCCAUCUUGGGUGACUAUGCCCGCAACGUCUCUGACGCCCGCGAAUCUGAAGUUUUGUCCUUGUUUGCAACCAUCAUUGACAAGUUAAAGGGUGCCAUGAUUGAUGACGUUCCCAGAAUAUUUGAAGCUGUGUUUGCAUGCACUCUUGAGAUGAUUACCAAAAACUUUGAAGAUUACCCAGAGCAUCGGCUGAAGUUCUUUUCACUUUUGCGGGCGAUUGCAAGCCAUUGUUUCCGUGCUCUUUUCACUUUGUCUAGCCAGCAACUGAAAUUGGUGAUGGAUUCCAUAAUCUGGGCAUUCCGUCACACAGAACGCAACGUUGCUGAGACUGGGCUUAAUCUCCUCCUUGAAAUACUAACUAACUUCCAAGCGUCAGAAUUUUGUAAUCAGUUUCAUCAAACCUACUUUCUUACUAUUGAACAAGAACUAUUUGCUGUUUUGACUGACACCUUCCACAAGCCAGGAUUCAAACUGCAUGUGUUAAUUCUCCAGCACUUAUUCUGUCUGGUUGAUUCACAGGCUCUCACUCAACCACUUUGGGAUGUAGCAACAUUAGGUUCAACAGCAUUCCCAAAUAAUAUGGAAUUUGUUCGAGACUACACCAUCAAGCUUUUGGGGACGUCGUUUCCCAAUAUGACUCUACUUGAGGUGACAACAUUUGUAAAUGGGCUGUUUGAGACUCGAGAUGAAUUGGGAGCUUUCAAGAAUCAACUUCGUGACUUCUUGAUCCAAUCCAAGGAGUUUUCAGCUCAGGAUAACAAUGACCUGUAUGCUGAAGAAGCUGCUGUACAAAGAGAGGCAGAAAGAAGGCGAAUGCUUAGCAUUCCUGGAUUGGUUGCUCCAAGUGAACUGCAAGAUGAGAUGAUUGAUACAUAGGCAUAUUCCUUGACGAGCGUGAGACUUCAGAUUCUAGUUCUCGUCCAACCUCCUCUUGUUUAGUAUUUGUUAACUUCAACCCUUUCUGUUUGUGUGGAGCUGUGUUAUUGCACUUACAGUACCUUUUGCCUUGUGCGGGUUGGGCAUGGUAGGCUUGUGUGAUCUCAGGACUCGACUAAUGCAUGAUGGCAUGUUAAAAAGUGGAGGAUGAUCCUGGCCAGGUUGAAAGUAUCAUUAUCACACUAGGCUUACGAUGAUUAUUGGAAUUAUGUGUACCUUGUACACCUUUGUGGGCUCCAGAAAUGAGAGUGUUGUUCACUCCGCUCGGAGAAAAGAGACCAGAAUCUAAGAAAUUGGAAACCCAGGAGUCGGCCAUAUCCUACGUGUGAUACCUCUGGGUAGGGAGUUAGUUUGUGAGACACUCGUGCUGGUUCAGGCAAGUUGACCUGUGGAAAAACUGUUCUGCACUGUAUCUCGUGUGUCCUCAGUGGUUGAAGUAGGGCUGUCUCCUCCUUAUGUUCACCUUAGCCGGGAGACGGCGGAUCCUCUGAACAUUUUUGUGUAGUUCGAACCCAGUGCAUUUCAGUCACCGUUUUAUGCACUCGGUCACCGACCUGCCUGUGUAGCCAAUAUGGAAACAGUUUUCCUUCCCGUAGGCCCCACAUGUAGCUUCUGUAAACUCAAGUGUUCCCUUGUGAAAGGAAUUCUUGCGCACUUGUUAUGUUUAUAACAUACGCAAAACUUUUGUAAUCAACUUAUUUGUAUGAUACCAUCUGGUUUUUGAGAUUCAAGCAUUGA
Molecule: messenger RNA, 4670 nt
Organism: Physcomitrium patens
Lineage: Eukaryota; Viridiplantae; Streptophyta; Bryopsida; Funariales; Funariaceae
Product: protein EXPORTIN 1A
Biological process (GO): ribosomal large subunit export from nucleus; protein export from nucleus; ribosomal small subunit export from nucleus
Cellular component (GO): nucleus; cytoplasm
Molecular function (GO): nuclear export signal receptor activity; small GTPase binding
Source: RefSeq, a predicted model, not a curated record